Messenger RNA from Aplosporella prunicola CBS 121167, 425 nucleotides. RefSeq lists its product as uncharacterized. The transcript has a single exon. Lineage: Eukaryota; Fungi; Ascomycota; Dothideomycetes; Botryosphaeriales; Aplosporellaceae. The record is from RefSeq and is a predicted model, not a curated record. The coding region runs from base 144 to 356 and encodes 70 amino acids.
GGCUGGCGGGAGGGGAGAGGGAGGCUAGAGGCUAGAUCGGAGCGGAGAGCCGCGUGUGUGGUGUGCGCGGCGGGGGGAAGGUCGGGUGGUGGGUGCUUGCAGGGUGGGUUGUGGGUUGCUGUGGGGGCGGACUGGACUGCUCCAUGCUUGUCGAGUCGAGUCGAGAACGCGAACGCUUGAUCCCCGCGCUGCUGCUGGUGCUGGCAGUGGCGGUCGCGGACGCCGGUGCUGAUGUCAAUUUUCAAUGCCUUGGUGCCUACCAGGUAGCUACUCCUAGCUUAGGGAAGGAGGAGGAGGCUGUAUGUUGCUGUCUUGUUCGGCGCCUGCGCUGUCUCUCUACCUACCUAUGCACCUAGGAGUACACUAUCUCCCCGCCAUCCCACUAACCCCCCCAUCUGCUCAUCACUCCACGCCCCUCCCUCCCU